UCGAGUAUUAUGAGUUGCAUUUUUUGGAAUUGUCAAGGGCUUGGGGCGCCCUUGACAAUUCACGUGCUCGGAGAACUUCUCCGGGAUCAUCGACCCCUGCUGGUGUUUCUUUCGGAAACGAAAGCAACACUCUCACAAAUAAAUAAUUUGAAAUCACGGUGGAAUCUUAAUGGGAUUGGUGUGGCAAAAGUUGGUAAUUCGGGUGGUCUAGCUAUGUUUUGGCAAAAAGAGGUAGACGUGGAUCUUAUCAGCUAUUCAGAUCACCAUAUUGAUGUGGAGGUCUCGGAUCGAAUUUGUAAUAACAAAUGGCGAGUCACGGGAUUUUAUGGAAAGCAUACGAUCGAAAAUGCUAGUAAAAGAACUAAUUACAUGGCUAUUAAAUUGGACAUCAGUAAAGCAUACGAUCGAAUUGAAUGGUUUUUCCUGAAAAAAAUUCUUUCGCACUUUGGUAUUCCGGCUGUUUUUGUUGACCUUGUUAUGCUUUGUGUAUCAACUGUUUCAUUCUCCUUUUUGUUCAACGGCGCACAGUUUGGCUAUGUAAAACCAUCGAGGGGCCUCAGACAAGGGGAUCCUCUAUCUCCGUAUCUAUUUAUUUGUUGCGCCGAAGCACUAACGGCCAUGAUUACCAAGGCGUCAGACCGAGGCGUUUUUCAUGGAGUCCGAGUGGCAGCAUCAGCCCCUACGGUGACGAGUCUUUGCUUUGCCGAUGACACUCUUAUUUUUGGCAAAGCAACCGAGGCCAAUUCCAGGGUCUUGAAAGACAUUUUACUCAAAUAUGCCCGAAUCUCGAGGCAAGAAAUAAAUUUUGACAAAUCUACAAUGAAGUUCAGCCCGUCCACCACCGAGGAAUUGAAACAUGGGCUACAUCAGAUCCUUGGUUUUAGAGUUGUGGAGCAGCAUGAUAAAUAUCUGGGCUUGCCAGCAUCUAUUGGUAGAACCAAGAAGGAGAUAUUUGCGUAUCUCCGCGACCGAGUAUGGGCUAAAAUGAAGGGGUGGGGUGAGAAGCAACUUUCCAAAGCGGGAAAAGAAGUCCUAAUAAAAUCGGUCCUACAGGCUAUCCCGUCAUACGUUAUGGGAUGCUUUCUUUUACCGAAUGGUUUGGUGAGGCAUUUGGAGGCAGCUAUACGUCGGUUUUGGUGGGGCAAUGGCACAAAGAAAGGAAUGAAUUGGCUUGCAUGGGUGGAAUUGUGUAAACCCAAAAGUGAUGGCGGUUUGGGCUUUCGGGAUUUAAGCGCUUUCAAUCGGGCAUUAGUUACGAAGCAGGUUUGGCGUAUUCUAUCGAAUCCCAAUCUUCUUCUAUCAAGGAUUAUAGCCGCUCGAUACUUCCCUCAAGGCGAACUCCUCUCAGCGCGGCUAGGGUCUCGACCUUCCUCCACGUGGAGGAGCAUCUGGCAAGUUAUUCCUUUUCUGAAGAUGGGCAUUCGACGGCGAAUCGGGGAUGGAAACGACACUUCCGUGUGGUCAGAUCCAUGGCUUCGAGAGGGUGGGAAUUUCAGAAUUAUCACGAAAAGGCCUAUCUAUUCGGCUUUUCCAAACAAAGUGGCUGAUCUCAUUGAUGACUCCACCCAUUCAUGGAAUUUAGAGGUUAUUAAUGGAGUUUUCUGGCCGGUGGAUAUCGACCGGAUUUUAGAGAUUCCAUUGGGGUGCGGUUUUGCAAAGGAUAAGUGGGUUUGGCAUUAUUCGCCUAAUGGAAAGUUCACGGUAAGAUCGUGCUAUCACAUGAUUCUUGCCUCGUCGAUUUCAUCGGAUCAGCAGAGGGGCGACAGAAGUGGCUCGCACAGUGGCGGAAAUUCAGGCGACUUGAAGUUUAUAUGGCAUCUUGAUAUUCCACCUAAAGUGAGGAUAUUCUUAUGGCGGCUGUGUAAAAAUAUUCUUCCAACAAACAAGGAACUAUAUAGGCGAAAAGUGUCUUCUUCACCUCUAUGCGGGCGUUGCUAGAGGGAGGAAGAAUCGACCAUGCACGUUUUGUUUGAGUGUCAAGGGGUGAAGGUCUGCUGGAAUUCCUUGCUAUCUAAUAGUAACUACAGUGCUAACCAACCAUCAGCUUGGCAAUGGUUAAUCAUCAUGCACAAAGAUCAGCCCGCGGAUCGGUUUUUAGUUGCGUCGGUUCUUGCAUGGAAGAUCUGGGAAAGACGA
Erythranthe guttata (spotted monkey flower) is the source of this 2136-nucleotide messenger RNA. The record is from RefSeq and is a predicted model, not a curated record. Lineage: Eukaryota; Viridiplantae; Streptophyta; Magnoliopsida; Lamiales; Phrymaceae.